CAGAGCUUCACUGGGAUAGCAGGCACAGGGGUGUCCAGGACUGAGGCUGAUGAGGCUGAGCUCAGCGUGAAGGUUAACAAAGGUCAUCGUUCUAACUCCAGCAGCAUCGCGGCUUCCUCCAGUAACAGCUGUCCGCCGGAAAAAAGAAGAGCUACUCGGGUUCUCCUUAAGAAAUUCGUUUACCAGGAGUAUGACCCAAGUGAUGACCAACGACAUGUACAGCUAUACCUACGAAGAGCAAGAAUACAUGAACCAAGAAGAUGAAUGGGACCGAGACAUGCUCCUAGACCCAGCAUGGGAAAAGCAACAACGAAAGACAUUUACAGCUUGGUGCAAUUCACAUUUACGAAAAGCUGGCACAGAGAUUGAGAACAUUGAAGAAGAUUUCAGAAAUGGACUGAAAUUAAUGCUCCUACUUGAAGUCAUCUCAGGGGAGAGGCUGUCAAAGCCAGACCGAGGCAAAAUGCGCUUCCACAAAAUUGCCAAUGUCAACAAAGCUUUGGACUAUAUUGCCAGCAAAGGAGUGAAGUUGGUUUCAAUAGGAGCAGAAGAAAUUGUUGAUGGAAAUGUGAAAAUGACCCUUGGUAUGAUCUGGACAAUCAUCCUGCGUUUUGCUAUUCAGGACAUAUCAGUAGAAGAAACCUCUGCAAAAGAAGGAUUACUUCUAUGGUGCCAGAGGAAGACUGCCCCCUACCGUAAUGUGAACAUCCAGAAUUUCCAUACCAGCUGGAAAGAUGGCCUAGGCCUAUGUGCCCUGAUCCACAGACACCGGCCUGAUCUCAUUGACUACUCCAAGCUAAAUAAGGAUGACCCUGUUGGAAACAUUAACCUAGCCAUGGAGGUUGCAGAAAAAUAUUUAGAUAUACCAAAGAUGUUAGACGCUGAAGAUAUUGUAAACACUCCUAAACCUGAUGAGAGAGCUCUCAUGACCUAUGUAUCCUGUUUUUACCAUGCAUUUGCUGGAGCAGAACAGGCGGAGACCGCGGCUAAUCGUAUCUGCAAAGUGCUUGCUGUGAACCAGGAAAAUGAGAAAAUGAUGGAAGAGUACGAGAGACUGGCAAGUGAGCUCUUGGAAUGGAUCAGACGCACAAUACCAUGGCUGGAAAACCGCACUCCUGAGAAGAGUUUGCAAGCCAUGAUGAAAAAACUGGAUGAUUUCCGAGACUACCGUCGGCGGCACAAACCCCCCAGAGUGCAGGAGAAAUGUCAACUGGAGAUAAACUUCAAUACCUUACAGACAAAGCUGAGAAUAAGCAAUAGACCUGCAUUUAUGCCAUCUGAAGGCAAGAUGGUUUCAGAUAUUGCAAACGCUUGGCAGAGGUUGGAGCAGGGUGAAAAGGGGUAUGAAGAGUGGCUGCUUAAUGAGCUGAGGAGGCUUCAAAGACUUGAUCAUUUGGCUGAGAAAUUUAGGCAGAAGUCAACCACACAUGAAACAUGGUCUUCUGGAAAGGAGCAAAUGCUAACUCAGAAAGACUAUGAGGGCUCAUCUUUGACAGAAGUGCGCGCACUACUGAGGAAACAUGAGGCCUUUGAAAGCGAACUGGCCUCCCGCCAAGACCGAGUGGAGCAGAUUGCUGCCAUCGCCCAGGAGCUGAAUGAGCUGGACUAUCAUGAUGCAGCCAGAAUUAAUGAACGAUGCCAAAAGAUUUGUGAACAAUGGGACAAACUUGGAACAUUAACUCAAAAACGGAGGGAAGCUCUUGAGCGAGCUGAGAAGCUACUGGAAACUGUUGAUCAUCUUCACCUGGAGUUUAUCAAGAGGGCAGCACCUUUCAACAUCUGGAUGGAGGGAGCCAUGGAGGAUCUCCAGGACAUGUUCAUUGUCCACAGCGUGGAGGAGAUUCAGAAAUUAAUUACCGCUCAUGAGCAAUUUAAAGCCACACUGCCGGAAGCGGACAGCGAAAGACAAGCAAUUAUAGGCAUCCAGAGUGAGGUGGAGAAAGUGAUUCAGAGCUAUAACAUUAGAGUGUCUUCAGUUAAUCCAUAUAGCACUAUUACCCUGGAAGAACUCCGCACCAAGUGGGAGAAGGUGAAAAGGCUUGUGCCUACUAGAGACCAGUCUUUGCAAGAAGAACUUGCACGUCAACAAGCUAAUGAGCGCUAUCGCCGACAAUUUGCUGCUCAGGCAAAUGUCAUAGGACCAUGGAUUCAGAGCAAGAUGGAGGAGAUUGCUCGCGGCUCCAUUGAUCUAAGUACAACACUUGAAGAUCAGAUGAAUAAUCUCAAGCAGCAAGAACAUAACAUUAUCAAUUACAAGCAUAACAUUGACAAACUGGAAGGCGAUCACCAGAUUAUUCAGGAGUCGCUCAUCUUUGAUAACAAGCACACUAAUUACACUAUGGAGCACAUCCGCGUGGGUUGGGAGCUCCUGCUAACUACAAUAGCAAGAACAAUCAAUGAAAUCGAAACUCAGAUGCUUACACGGGACGCCAAAGGCAUAACACAGGAACAGAUUAAUGAAUUCCGCUCUUCAUUCAAUCAUUUCGACAAGAGAAAAAAGGGGAUGAUGGAUCAUGAUGACUUCAGGGCCUGUCUUAUUUCAAUGGGUUACGAUCUGGGUGAAGCAGAGUUUGCUCGGAUUAUGGUUCUGGUUGAUCCCAAUAAUUCGGGAACAGUGUCUUUCCAGUCAUUUAUUGACUUUAUGACAAGGGAGACAGCUGAAACGGAUUCAGCCGAACAAGUUGUCGGUGCGUUCAGAAUUCUGGCUGCAGAUAAGCCGUACAUAUUAGCUGAUGAACUUCGGAGAGAGCUUCCUCCUGAUCAAGCCCAGUACUGCAUUUCCAAGAUGCCUCCGUACACUGGUCGGGGUGCCGUUCCUGGGGCUCUGGAUUAUUCCUGUUUUUCAACUGCUUUGUAUGGAGAAAGUGACCUGUAAUUAUAUUCCUGUAGGAUGCUCGGCUCCAACCCUAAAAUGUAGAUGGUGUGCUCGCAGCAUUGAAUGAGCUUAAAAGGAAACGUGCAUUAAAAGUAUAUGUGCUUAAAGGGCAGUGUCACACUGAAA
This is a messenger RNA of Bufo gargarizans (Asiatic toad), 3001 nucleotides long. RefSeq names its product actinin alpha 2 (gene ACTN2). The coding region runs from base 191 to 2875 and encodes 894 amino acids. Gene Ontology annotation, biological process: muscle cell development; actin cytoskeleton organization. Gene Ontology annotation, cellular component: cortical actin cytoskeleton; Z disc; cell projection. The transcript has 21 exons. NCBI's taxonomy places the organism in Eukaryota, Metazoa, Chordata, Amphibia, Anura, Bufonidae. Gene Ontology annotation, molecular function: calcium ion binding; actin filament binding. The record is from RefSeq and is a predicted model, not a curated record.